GGCAUUGAGCAGCAGUGGAAUGGUUCCAGAGGAGCAAUGAUACGUGGCUCCAGAAGGGGGGCGGAGAGAGGGAGGAGGCAGCUGGUGAUGGCAGGGACAGAGAGGAGAUCGGACAGCGGUGAGGAUGAUGUCGGGAGGAAGAAUCCUGUUGCUGUGCUUGAUAUGCCUAGCCUUCCAACUCAGUGCUACGUGCCCGCCGGGCAGUCGUGCUUGUGAGCCUGCCAGCCUCUCUUCUGUGGAUGCAUGGAUCUGCUCCAUAAUCGGCUCCCUGCUUGUGGGGCUUAGCGGGGUCUUUCCACUGCUGGUCAUUCCCAUUGAAGCCGGGGCAGAACUUCGGUCAGAAAAGAACUCUCAAAGGCUAAAACAGCUCCUGAGCUUUGCAAUUGGUGGAUUACUGGGCGACGUGUUCCUGCAUCUGUUACCGGAGGCCUGGGCUUAUACCUGCAGUGCAACAACAGGGAGUUAUCAGUCCCUGAAGCAGCAGAGGCUCCUCGGGUUAUGGGUCAUCAUUGGAUUCCUCGGCUUCUUAAUUCUGGAGAAAACAUUUUCAGACAAGAACCAUGAAGAGCAAGUUGACUCCACCACCCCAAAAGUGGCCAGAGAGAGUCUGAUGAACGGAAAGCACAAGAACAACAGCAAGCAGAAAUGCCAAACGCAGAAACCUUCUAAUGACCACAUCAAGGUCAGUGGUUAUCUCAACCUCCUGGCCAACACCAUUGAUAACUUUACCCAUGGCAUGGCGGUUGCAGGCAGUUUCUUAGUCAGUAUGAAGGUUGGCAUCCUCACUACCGUGGCCAUCUUGUUGCACGAAAUUCCUCACGAGGUUGGGGAUUUCGCCAUCCUGCUGCGCGCCGGGUUUGACCGCUGGAAUGCCGCUAGGCUGCAACUGACCACAGCGCUGGGUGGAAUGUUGGGAGCUGCCUUUGCGCUAUGUGCACAGUCCCCAAAGGGAGCAGGGGAGGCAGUGGCUUGGAUUCUACCAUUCACAUCUGGAGGGUUCCUGUACAUUGCACUAGUUACAGUUCUACCCGACCUCAUCGAGGAGAAAAAUGUUAGGAACUCUCUCGGACAGGUCCUCUUGAUCUGCUGUGGGAUCGCAGUGAUAACCGUCUUGUCGCUGGUAGUGGAAUGAGAAGAGCAAUGGGCCAGAAAUAACAUCUCUGUAAAGAGCAGGAGGGUCACCCACACAUUCAACACUGCAAGAGGUGGUGUUGAGAGAGAGCAGGGCAGGGCUCCGUGUCAAGCAGCAAACAAUGGUUUGGUUUACCUGUUCCUUUAAGUAGACCCCGGACCAAACCUGUGGUUAUCCAUUGGCUGCUGCUAACCAAUCGUAUUGUGGCAAUCCAGCUGCCAGAGUGGAUUAUGGGUGCAGUGGCUGAAUUGUCACGUUUUCUCUAUCUAUGGUUUCUGCAUUGCUCUCUUGCUCGUUCAAUCCUUGCCCUGUGCUUCUAUCACCUGUUAUAGAAUAAGUAAACCUUUAAAAUAAGUGAAUGUAAAAUUGAUG
Xenopus laevis (African clawed frog) is the source of this 1504-nucleotide messenger RNA. RefSeq names its product solute carrier family 39 (zinc transporter), member 13 S homeolog (gene slc39a13.S). Gene Ontology annotation, cellular component: membrane. Gene Ontology annotation, molecular function: zinc ion transmembrane transporter activity; metal ion transmembrane transporter activity. The transcript has 10 exons. Lineage: Eukaryota; Metazoa; Chordata; Amphibia; Anura; Pipidae. The coding region runs from base 125 to 1132 and encodes 335 amino acids. Gene Ontology annotation, biological process: metal ion transport; intracellular zinc ion homeostasis; transmembrane transport. The record is from RefSeq and is a predicted model, not a curated record.